CAGACAGCAUACUGAUGCCUCCUGCACAAUCCUAGCCAAAAGAUGCAGGAGGCACUUGGAACAGAAGCAAAACUGGUGUAGAAGAUUAGCUGCACCCGGGCAGAUUGUCCGGACCAGGGUGACGGAUAAUGGAUAGCGAGCUAAAGUACCCCAGACCCGGAUGCGGAAGGAGCGACGGAAUCGCUUUCCCCGCAGCGCCACAGACGAGGGUCGAGUUGCAGCUUGACAAGCAGAGUCUCAAGCCACCAACGAUCGGAUGUCAAGUCGAACUCCGCGAACACAAACAUCAGUCGCGCCAUCCAGGUCCUUCUUGCGUGACAGCUGAUAACGAAAAGUAGAGAGAGCCUUGUCGUCCGAGCAGACGAUGCUCAAGGCAGCAGGUCUGGAUGAGUGAACAGUCCCGGCAAGCGUCGCCCUCGCGCAGCAUCGAUGAGCUGGAACGUCUCGUGCUGCAUUUUGUGGCAGCUAAGCGCUCUCUAUCCUCGACCGCUCUGGUAUCUCGAGCACACGAUGUCGUGACGACAGCCCGGGGCCUUGUCGAGGAGAAGGCCGUGCUGACAGCCAAGAAUGCCUUUGUCCGGCAAGGAGUGCUGGAAGAAGCCACCGUCUUGGUAGCCGUAAGGGACGCUUUGGACAGCAUCGGUCGCGAAACUGAUGUUGACUUCAAGGCAGUGAUACAUCAGCUCGAUCUCGCCGACAACCGCCUGCAGGCCACUUUGGUACAAUUGACCAGCACCCAAGUAGACACUUCAGAGCUGCACUCCCGAGGUGCCACGCCCGAUAAUCAGAAAACCCUCCAUGAUUUCAUCGACGAAGACACGCAUCUGAACCUGAUCGAGUCCCUGCGCAGCACCAUCGACUCCCACAAGGCAGCCGAAGGCGACUUCCAGCGCUCGCAAGACUCGUUCGACGAUCAGAUCCGCGCUCUCGAUGCUGCCGUCAACGACGCCGAUCAGGCCACCGAGAACCAAGACGAUCUCUCCCCCAUACCGCCCUUGUUCCACGCACUGACAACACAUGCGACUGAGACAGCAUCGCUGCUGGGCUCUCUGGUCGCACACUACGACCUUUGCACCUCGGCGCUCAAACAUACUGAAGGAGGAGGUGAAGCCGCUCGACAAGCCAACCCUUCUUCUGCCGAAGAUGCUCCUGAAGACAGUCUAUACAAAAAUCUACCUCUUGGCCCUCUGAACGAACACGAGCGUCAAGAGAUGCUUGCCGUCGUCGAAAACGACGCUCAAGAGGUAGAGGAUGUUAUUCUCGAGAUCCGCGAACGUCUUUCCGAGAUGGAGGCCCAACUCGAGCAGUUGCAAGCACAUUCCCAGGCCAUUCGUCUGCGCCAUAAACUCCUCGGCCGUGUGUUGAAUCUGCUACGUACACUCGGAGGUAAUCUGCCUGUCUUCAUUUCUGCUGCCAAGCUCUAUGGCAAUAACUGGAGCGUACUAAAGGAAACCCUGAUUGCAAAGGCAGAAGAGCUAGCUUCCUUGACAGACUUCUACGAGUCUUUCAUCGCUUCAUAUGCCUCAUUACUGCAAGAGGUCAACCGUCGACAUGCCGUCGAGAACAAGAUGCAGCGUAUUGCUGACAAGGCUCGCCGUGAAAUCGAAUCAUUAUACAAGGAAGACGUUGCUAUGCGCGAAGACUUUGUCCGAGGAACUGGGGAAUUCUUGCCACGAGAUAUUUGGCCUGGUCUAGUCGAUGCUCCAAGGCGCUGGGACAUUAGAGCCGCGUCACCGGAAAUGCAGCGAGAACCUGAAGAAGACGAACAACAUCAAUGACGCGUCUGAUCCUGAAGAUCUUAAGCCUACAUGGAGGAUGGUACUACGUGAUGAAUAACACGGCGUUACAAGGAGAACUGGCUGCGUUUGCUUUUCUUUUCUGGUCGCGCCUGUUUCUUCUUAUAUCCAUACAGCACAAGCAUAUUCUUCGUCAAUACAGAGUCUUGUUGAUACAGA
Messenger RNA from Aureobasidium pullulans EXF-150, 1955 nucleotides. Its product is annotated as APG17-domain-containing protein. The transcript is spliced from 2 exons. NCBI's taxonomy places the organism in Eukaryota, Fungi, Ascomycota, Dothideomycetes, Dothideales, Saccotheciaceae. Gene Ontology annotation, biological process: autophagosome assembly; autophagy of peroxisome; piecemeal microautophagy of the nucleus. The coding region runs from base 387 to 1778 and encodes 463 amino acids. The record is from RefSeq and is a predicted model, not a curated record. Gene Ontology annotation, cellular component: phagophore assembly site; Atg1/ULK1 kinase complex. Gene Ontology annotation, molecular function: protein kinase activator activity; molecular adaptor activity.